AGAUGGCUAACAUCGCAGUGCAGAGGAUCAAGCGGGAGUUCAAGGAGGUGCUGAAGACCAGGGAGACGAGCAAAAACCAAAUUAAAGUAGACCUUGUAGAUGAGAAUUUUACAGAAUUAAGAGGAGAAAUAGCAGGACCUCCAGACACACCAUAUGAAGGCGGAAGAUAUCAACUAGAGAUAAAAAUUCCAGAAACAUAUCCAUUUAAUCCUCCCAAGUACAAACAAAAUUCAGAAAUGUUUAAACAGAUAGCUUGACUUUGGGCACAGUAUGCUGCAGCACCAGUUUCUAGUCCAGAAUACACCAAAAAAAUAGAAAACUUUUGUGCUAUGGGCUUUGCAGUAAUAGUGGUCUUCUCUUCAACAUCAUGGGAUGUAGAGACUGCAACAGAAUUACUCCUGAGUAACUGAGCCAUGUAGAGAGUUGCUUCAGUAGUCCAGCUUGCCCCUUCUGGAGGAGCAUCACCAUCUGUUAUUUUUAGGAUUCUAUAUAGAUUCUCUUUUAAAACUGGCACUCUUGCCUGAUGAUGCUAUCUAGGCACGAUUGGAGACAGAAAGAAU
Colius striatus (speckled mousebird) is the source of this 560-nucleotide messenger RNA. Its product is annotated as ubiquitin-conjugating enzyme E2 K-like. Gene Ontology annotation, molecular function: protein binding. The record is from RefSeq and is a predicted model, not a curated record. Lineage: Eukaryota; Metazoa; Chordata; Aves; Coliiformes; Coliidae.